UGCCGUGCCAUCGCCAUAACGACUCUUCUGGUACUAGUUAAAUACUUGUCGUGCUAAUGACAUGCCUCCCCCUCCUUCUGCUUAACCCCUGCGGUCUUCUUCCUCCCAGCUCGUAGAAUUCAUCAGUGCCUCUCCUCUUCUGCAUCACCAUCGCCAUAACCUCAUUAACUUGGAUUUAGCUUCCUGAUCAAAGAGGACUUGAGCUCGAGAGGCAAAGCAACGAGAGGGGCUAGCUUCAAGCCUACAAUGGUGGAAGCAGUGGGGUCUUUCCAGAGGAGAGGCGCCGGCCCCGGCACAACGAGGAUGCGCAGCACUGGGGAGGAGGCGCAGAUGGAGGAGUCCCUCGUCUUCUCUGAAACCAUCAAGGAUCUCAAGACUCUGCGGUCGCAACUCUACUCGGCGGCAGAGUAUUUCGAACUAUCCUACAUACAGGAGGACGGAAAGCAGGCGGUGGUGAGUAACCUUAAGGAGUAUGCUGUGAAGGCCCUCGUCAACACUGUCGAUCACCUGGGAUCCAUAUCCUUCAAGGUCUCCAGUCUUGUCGAGCAAAAGUUCGAUGAGGUCGCCGAGGCCAAUUUGCGGGUCUCCUGCAUCCAACAGAGAACUCAAAUGGGCCAAGCGUGCAUGAAUCGGGAAGGCCUUUCGCAGCAAUCCUUGGUCAUCACUGCUCCAAAGUAUCACAAGCGGUACAUCUUACCAGCAGGAGGUGAAUCAAUUCCCAAUGCUGUCCCCAACUUCAGCGAGAUGAAUAAGGCCAAGAACCGGACUGCCCAGAUGCAACAAGCUUUCAGCGCAGCCCAACCAAAAACCAAAGACAAGCAACCUUCAUUCCGCAAGCUUCGGUCAAUGGCCCGUACACCUUCUCAGCGUGCACAUUCAUCCUCUCCGGUGCAGCAUCCGCGCUUCAUGGCACCUUCUGAGACUGCAAUACCUAACAAAAAAGAUAAAAAGUCGGAUUCGCCAAUUUCUUCGACAACUCCACUCACAAGGUCUGGAUCGCUCUCAAAGAAGCCAUCCUUGCUCAAGACGUCAAGUGUCAGGGUUCAGAUGCACACCACUUCAGAUCCCAAAAGAUUGGCACCGCUGCGGUCAUACGCUGAUAGGUACAAUGAAGAUUCCAAGGAAGGCGAGCAGACUCCGAAGAAGAGCAAGAAGUUUCUCAAAUCGCUGCUCAGCAGGCGCAAGUCUAGAAAAGAAGAACCACUGCCCUGUUACUUCGAAGAUUACUGAGUCUUGACACCAGAUGGCACUACACAGUGUCCGAAUAGCUCUCCUGCUUUAGCCUUCCAUGGCAAAGUGUGAUAAGCCCUUGACAUAAAGAUCGUCAGUGUAUAGCAACAUAAUACAGGUUAUUCCUCUCUCUAAAAAAGAACAGCUAAUUCAUGCUGAUAAUGUAAGCAGAAGACACAGAUUCUGGAAAGAUGACCCUGAUCCUUUAUCUGUUUUAA
Lolium perenne is the source of this 1448-nucleotide messenger RNA. Its product is annotated as putative protein ABIL2. Lineage: Eukaryota; Viridiplantae; Streptophyta; Magnoliopsida; Poales; Poaceae. The record is from RefSeq and is a predicted model, not a curated record.